AUGCCUUCCUUUAACCCUUCAAGUCUCCUUUGCUGUUGCAAGUUCCCAAAGCGCCGUAAGCAGAAUUCGAAAUCCACUACAAACGAUGCAGCUCUCCAGCCAAUCCCUGCUCUGCCCCCUCCUACUGAGGAAGAACAUCAAGAAUCCGUUAAGAAGAAUCGACAGUCCCUCAUAGGCUUGCCGGACACGGCUUGGGCAAUGCCAGUACGCAAUAGUUCUUUCGAGAGCGGCUCUAUCAUACGUCAGCAUGUGGAUGACGACGAUUCUGAUUCGGAUCAAGAUCGAGCACAAUCAACAAAGAAGCCCAGCACUGCCUUUGAUACUGUGCGCAAUAAGCUCAUUCGUAGCAUCUCACAUAACAACAAUAGCGAUCACCCAUCUCAUGUCUCCAUUGGGAACAGUGAAGAGGAGAUUGCACGCAGAGCCGAAUUGAAGCGCAUCAUGCACCAAAGGAUUCAGGAUGAGCUCAAGUCAGAUGAGUCAGAUGAUCACAUUGAGAGUAAACCCACGAACAGCAUCCGAUGUAUGGCUUCAGUCGUUGAUGUGACCUUACCUAAUUCUGGACCCCGAGAUGCUAUUGAAUUCGGCGUUAGCAAGUCUUCUUCUCGCAAUGGACAAUCUGCUCAAAUCGACUCAGAUCAGGCCGACCAGGAUACUUGUCGAAACAGUCGAGUUUCCCAACAAGGUGCAAACAGGUCAGAAAGCGCAUCUUCACGGACGUCAGAGUUCAUUAACGGCGAUAAUGAUUGGAGAAAAGAUGACAUGCAUUCAAGUCCCUCUCCUCCUUACCCCCGAAGGCACGUUUCAGCGAGCGAAGACGUUGACUUCACACAUUCUCAGAAGUCUUUCCAGCUGUCCAACGGCGCUGGGCGUCUCGACCGUAUUCUGGGACCAGAUAGCAGUUUCAACAGCCGCCACGCUUCUUCGGGAGAUGGGCACUCUGCUCUUGGCGUAUGGCUCAUAGCCCAGGGCCUCCGCUCAAGAGACAACUCAACCCUUUUCCUUGACGAAGAAGACGAACUAGCACCCACUGAAGAAACUAAGCUAACUGAUCAAAACACUUAUUUAUUGAGUCAGGAGGAGGGGGACCAGACCCAAGAGCUUCGAGAGACGUCAGCAAAUGCAAAUCCGCAUAUACCCCUUGAAACAACUAUUAUUAACACACCCAAUACGGGGAAAACCUACUCUCGGUCUAAUUUAAAUGUACACAAUGAUCGCCACGAAAUAUCAGGCUUAUCCGGAGAGCCGCCAUGGGGUCCUACUGUAACAGCCCUUCUCAAUUCAUUUACCGACCACACCUCUUCAAGUGACCCAUCAAAGUCACAGCCUAGUCCAAUGCGAUCUCAGCAGAAUCUUUACAAACUUGACCCCAAGGACCUGGAGAGUAUGGAGCUAUCUCCGUUCAAAUGGCGAACCCAUACUUCUUCUCAAGACCAAGAAAAUGCCAACGACCAGAACUCCAAGAGUUUGAAUAUCAGCGUUUCCCAGACAAGAUCUCAUUCCUAUGAAAACAUUCUCAAUAUUGAAUUUCCAGUGCAGGUUCCACAAGACACGACCUCCUUAGCUCAAUCAGAAUCUGCCAGCUUCCUUCAACGUGAGGCUGAGCUCGGGUCCAUCAGGCGACGUUUCAGUGAAGCAUUGGCACUGAGGAAACCAGAAAAAAUAGUGGUUACACGAUUCCGUGAGGAGUUCUCCGAAUCUUCGCUGUCACCAGCUGCCCAAAAGUCUUUCAGAAGCAAAAUCCAGCUGGCAAUUCCGAGUCACCUUAGGGCGAAAUCUGAGGGCAUUGACCUCCGACACCAAGAGGGCACCUCUGGCCUACCCAAGGGGCAAAAUUACCUGCUUGUCCCUGUGGAAAGAUUGGGAGGGCACGAAAGAGAAGCGAGUGACAGGUUAAAGGGUCGUUCGAAUUUGAGCAUUCGACCUCACAUGAGUCGACUGCCAACCGAGGAGUAUCAGAAGCCAAUAUUAGAGCGCCGAGAGAGCGCAACAGACCUGUGGCAACGGGCCAUCAGACUUGAAGCUGAGGGAAGACACAGCAGCAGUAUUCAUUUAAGUACACCAAGGCCAGACCAAAGAAGUCAGGCCUCCAACAGGUCACUAAACGAGAUAGGAGCAGCUAGAAAUAGCGCCAGAAGUGUCUCGGACACGAGACGAGAGGUCUCUCAGCUAACUCCCACAACGGAUGAGCUGUCUUCGCCGGGUAACUCAAAGUGGCUCAUUGAGCGCUGGGUUGCCACAAUGCGACCCAGGAUAGGGGAAUCAGCAGGAGAUAUGAGGUCAGCACGACUCACGGGACCUCCAAAGUCUUGGUCCAGAUUCCCGUCCCAUAAUAGAGAGGAAAGAAACAAGAAUGCGACAGAUAGAGACCGAGUGCACCCCAGAGAUUUUGCGGUCAAACAUAUGACAUCUGAAGGCCAGAUUAGAUGGGCUACAGAUGUGCCCAUUGGUGAGGCAAAGCAGCGUGCACGUACUCUGCCACGGACCUUUUCAACCAAAUUUGGUGACUUGGCCAAGUCAAAGAUGGGACGGGUUAUCUCAUCCAAAGGUAUACGACACCGUGUAAGUCAAGAUCAUUUCACAAGACAUGCUGCCUUAAGUUCAGCUCGUAUGGAAUACCCCGAAAUGGGGAUUCGACCUUCAGAAUCUGGAUACACCGAGCUUCAAGCACUGGGAAGAGAGAUCAGCAACAUGAAGGGGGAGCCUUACCGGCAGAUCCCGGAGAGGGAGCUAUCGAAGCCACAGUCUUCCAGGAGCUUGGGCGAUAGAGUUGUUGCUUUAAUGCACGAAGCUAUUGGGCAACGACACUCGAAAUAUGACGACGCUACCGAAGUCGCCGAGUGCACAACAGUUCCUCUUACCCCAAGCGUGGUCAGGGAGAGCAUUGCCGCAACAGAUGUAUUCGUCACGCCGAGGAGCCGAUUUUCGAAUGACGCCAUGGAUGGAGAAGCAAAGAAUGGAACAGAAGCGGAUUCCAAUAAGGUGAAAGACCAGAAGACACAAGUGACGCUACCUGAGAGUGCCGGCGACGCUCCCCCGAGCAACUUCUCAACCAAUAUCAAAGACGUUGGAUCCCACCACACACAACUUUCGACGGCCGAAAAGGGCUCGACUUAA
Molecule: messenger RNA, 3117 nt
Organism: Fusarium redolens
Lineage: Eukaryota; Fungi; Ascomycota; Sordariomycetes; Hypocreales; Nectriaceae
Exons: 2
Coding region: 1-3117 (1038 amino acids)
Source: RefSeq, a predicted model, not a curated record